GGAGAAUCCGCUAGUCGCGAAGCGGCAGCGGCGGCGGGAGGCGCGAGGAGAAGCGGUUGGUCUCCUAGCACCAUGUCCUGGCUGAUUGCAAAGCGGAAGUGAGGGUCCGGGUGUGGGCCCUGUCCGGGGCCAGGGCAGCAUGGCCAAGCCCCGGCUUUUCCGGCUGUGGCUGGCCCUUGGGUCAGCGCUCAUGAUUCUUCUGAUCAUUGUGUACUGGGACAACGUGGGCACCGCCCACUUCUACCUGCACACGUCCUGGUCCAGGCCUCACACCCUGGAGGCCCUCCCCACCCCUGGGCAAGGUGAGGAGAAGGAGUUCGCUUCUGAUGUCGAUGAGUUCUUAGACAGGCUUCUAAGUUCUGGUGCAAAGCACAGUGACCUUUCCCGGAGAAAGGUGGAGCAGCCCUUGGCACUGGCUCCCAGCAAAGCCGGGCUGAGCCACAUGGAGGAGAGCGUGAGGGGCUACGACUGGUCCCCCCACGAUGCCCAGCAGAGCCCAGACCAGGACCGGCAGCAGGCCGAGAGGAGGAGUGUGCUGCGAGACUUCUGCGCCAAUGCCAGCCUGGCGUUCCCCACCAAGGAGCGCUCUUUCGAUGACAUCCCCAACUAUGAGCUGAACCACCUCAUCGUGGACGACCGCCACGGCGUCAUCUACUGCUAUGUGCCCAAGGUGGCCUGCACCAACUGGAAACGGGUCAUGAUCGUCCUCAGCGAGAGCCUGCUGGACCGCGGCGCCCCCUACCGAGACCCCCUGGACAUCCCGCGGGAGCACGUGCACAACAGCAGCACGCACCUGACCUUCAACAAGUUCUGGCGGCGCUACGGGAAGUUCAGCCGGCACCUCAUGAAGGUCAAGCUGAAGAAGUACACCAAGUUCCUGUUCGUGCGCGACCCCUUCGUGCGCCUCAUCUCGGCCUUCCGCAGCAAGUUCGAGCUGGAGAAUGAGGAGUUCUACCGCAAGUUCGCCGUGCCCAUGCUGAGGCUGUAUGCCAACCACAGCAGCCUGCCCGCCUCCGUGAGCGAGGCCUUCAGCGCCGGCCUCAAGGUCUCCUUCGCCAACUUCAUCCAGUACCUGCUGGACCCGCACACCGAGAAGCUGGCUCCCUUCAAUGAGCACUGGCGGCAGGUGUACCGCCUGUGCCACCCGUGCCAGAUAGACUACGACUUCGUGGGGAAGCUGGAGACGCUGGACGAGGACGCCGCCCAGCUCCUGCGGCUGCUCAAGGUGGACUCGCAGCUCCACUUUCCCCCUAGUUACCGGAACAGAACCGCCAGCAGCUGGGAGGAAGAUUGGUUUGGACACAUUCCCCUGGCCUGGAGGCAGCAGUUGUACAAGCUGUACGAGGCUGACUUUGUCCUUUUUGGAUACCCCAAACCCGAAAACCUGCUCAGAGACUGAGCCCCUCCCCCACCACGCACACGCUCACCUUGUCCCUGAACACCACCGUCUGGUGCAGCACAGCCAUCCUUUGAGGACAGGAGUGAUACAGCCACGUGGAGUUUUCUUUUCAUCGUUUCCCUCCCAAUGUGACAGGGGCUGUAUGCCGCACCCUCCUGGCAGGUGGCCACACCAGCACCUCACACUCCAGGGUUUUGCAUACACCACCAUUUUGCAAUCUGGAUUUCUUGUUUAGCCCAUGGCUUAUAUCCAUGAAACACUGUGUUGAUAAUGUUUUCUAAGAUUAAUAUAUUUCAGAAUAUAUUUAAUACGAAAGUGAGAAGGGACUGGAGUAAAGAAUGGCACCCGUGCCUUGGGGCUUUUGUGGUUCUUUGGGUCAGGUAGCAGUGCACACAAGAAGGGGGGCCCCAGGGUUAAUGAGGACUCCAGGCCUCACUUCUCCUGGAAGAGGGAGACCCCGUAAGUGCCUUCAGUGGAGAUGAAGAAAAAUAUGAAACCAGGCUGUUUUUAAGUCAGUUUUGUUGUUGUUACUGUAACAAAAUUCCUGGAGUUAGGUAAUUUUAUAAAGAAAAAAGUUUAUUUGCUUACAGUUGGUAGUUUGGCAUGCUGCCAACAUGCACACAGCUUUGGUGAGGACCUAUGACAGGUGGCAGUAGGUAGGCAUGUGCAAGAAGAUAUUACAUGACCAGACAGGAGGCUAGGAUGUGACUUCAGUCCUGCAGCCUUGUCUGAAGACACACCCCCCUCAGCUCAAUCUCCCCUGUCCCCAGCCAUAUGGGCCCUGGGAAACAGCCAAACCAUUCCCAUGUAGCCCAGACACUGCUGUGUUUUUUAAAGGGCAAUAGACCAACUAUUAAAAGUCCUUUUAUGAAGUGA
Molecule: messenger RNA, 2275 nt
Organism: Jaculus jaculus (lesser Egyptian jerboa)
Lineage: Eukaryota; Metazoa; Chordata; Mammalia; Rodentia; Dipodidae
Gene: Chst12
Product: carbohydrate sulfotransferase 12
Exons: 2
Coding region: 140-1399 (419 amino acids)
Biological process (GO): carbohydrate biosynthetic process; proteoglycan biosynthetic process
Cellular component (GO): membrane
Molecular function (GO): sulfotransferase activity
Source: RefSeq, a predicted model, not a curated record